Molecule: messenger RNA, 312 nt
Organism: Prorocentrum cordatum
Lineage: Eukaryota; Dinophyceae; Prorocentrales; Prorocentraceae
Source: the annotation of a GenBank genome assembly
GAUUUUUUUCAAUCUCGAGCCGCGGAUUUCACAAGUUCAGGGGCCUUCCGCGCGUGCAUCGCCAUGGAUACGAAAGCCGCCGAUGUCACUAUCCCCGCCAUCGUUGUCGUGGUGGCGUAUGCGGGAAGCUUGAUAUACCACGGGGCGACUUUCAAGGAGUUCUUCACGUUCACGAACAAGUCGGACUACGUUUUCUUGGCAACAAUGGCGGUGCACAUGCUCAAGUGUUGCAAUGAUGCGCGUGGAGCGGUAAAGGGUGUGUAUUGGCCGGCCGGUGCCUUAGUUUUUUCGGAUGCAGCGUUGCAUUUGUAG